AAAAUCAACUCCACCAUUAGCAGGUACACCCCCCACCCCCCACCCCCCACCCCACCCCGCGUAUUCGGUAUCUCGUGUAAGCAGGGGUGACUGUGUACGCAUACGAGUCUGUGCGUAUAUGCUGCGUCAAUUUACGUCUCUGUUCAACACCGAUUCAAUUGGUUGAUCAGCUUUUCAACUCCCGAAAUUGAUUGCGUAUGCUCAAUUAUUGAAGUUGAUGAUGCUAGCAAUGAAUUCCUGUUGAAGCUCGCAAUCUGUAGAUGCUUCUAGAUUAAAGCAAUGAUCAGAGUGCCAGUGUCUUCAGGUGGAUGAAUACGAUAAUUUUACAGAGAUGGGAGGUUGCUGCUGUUGCUGUGCGUCUGAUGUAACUGAGCGUAACAGGUCACCUCCAUUCUUUCAUCAUCCAGUAUCUGAAGAGCACGAACCCUUAUCAUCCCAUAAUGAAAUCUCUACCUUCUCUACCGGGCUAUUGGUUGAUACAAAUCUAGACACGUCAGUUCCAGACACUUACCGACCACCUCCUGCGCCCAUACCUUAUGAAACAUAUAUAGGCCGCCCAUCUACACCGUCCAGGAAUCAAGAAGGAUCUGGAGAUGAGGUAGAAGUGGCUUUGGGAAUCACUAAUGUAGUGCGUGUUGAAGACAUUAACAAUGGCAACACAUUGGAAACUAAGGUGAAGAAACAACCUGAUGAAAAUGAAGAGAAGGAUAUUGACCUGGAAGCAUCAAAAUUAAUGGAAGAUGAAAGUUCAGAUGAGCUUAAAAAGUCCAGCAAACUUCUUGACCCACCUAUAAUAGAUGAGGAUGAUUGCCCCAUUUGUCUCGAAGAAUAUGUUGAAGAGAACCCAAAGAUCCUCACAAAAUGCGAUCAUCAUUUUCACCUUGCUUGUAUACUUGAAUGGAUGGAAAGAAGUGAUAUCUGUCCUGUGUGUGAUCAGGUCGAAAUUGUUGCGCGGCAUAUUGUCACUAUCAAAAAUCUGUUGCUGUUUCAAUAGAAUAUUUUGCCCAUUUUAAAAAUACUGAAUAUAUGCUUUUCUGAAUGCAGGAAAUGGUUAUCAGUCCUGCUGCAGGAGUUUAGUUACUGUAAAUACUGCAUUAUGUCUUACCUACUGUGUGAUAAUGGACGAUGAAUGAAUCUGCUCAGUCUGUUUUGCCACAUCCUUAGCUUGUAGUUUGCUCGUCAUGUUGUCUCUUGAGACGUCUGUAAAUUUGAUUCACUUACUUUGAACUAUGAGAGGAUCUGAGGAUUCGAGGAAAAAAGGAAACGGAAAAGGAAUGGGGGAGAAGCUCAAGAAUUUAAAGGUGCAUGAUUUCAGGCAAAUUAACCAAUAUGAUUUUUGAAUAUUCUUGUGCAAGGAGGUGAAGAACAUAUAUGGUUCUUGACUAUUUUGUUGAAAGAGAAGAAGAAGUGUUUGCUUUCCCAUUGCCUUUGACACUGUUAUUGCUGCAAUGGCUUACUAAUCCUGCUGCAUCAGCUACCCAUGGUUUGUUCGUCUUUAGCAGGUUCGUGUCCUGAACUCUGAUUAUUGUCUUGUCUGUCUCCUACAGUGAAACUUCGAUCCCCCUCUUUUACAAACAAUCACUGGGUUGUCGUGUUGAAGGUUUUGUGUUGUAGUUAGAUGUAAAGAACAUGAUUGCAUGGAUUCAUUUGUAUAGAAGAUACAGAUUUUGGAAUGCAAUCUCAUACCUAAUUAGUUUUUUGA
Molecule: messenger RNA, 1702 nt
Organism: Salvia miltiorrhiza (redroot sage)
Lineage: Eukaryota; Viridiplantae; Streptophyta; Magnoliopsida; Lamiales; Lamiaceae
Product: probable E3 ubiquitin-protein ligase RHB1A
Exons: 4
Coding region: 332-994 (220 amino acids)
Molecular function (GO): ubiquitin-protein transferase activity
Source: RefSeq, a predicted model, not a curated record